CUCAUCCAUUUCACUCUCUAGUUUCAUUCAGCCAAGCAAAGCAUGGCUUUUAAGCUUUGGGCUUCUUCAGCUGCCAAUGCACUCAAGAUAUCUUGCAGUGGAGCCAGAGCACCUCUCCUCCCUGCCUUCUCCAUCUCCAGAUGCUUUUCCUCUGUUCUGGAUGGUUUGAAGUACAGUAAUUCUCAUGAAUGGGUGAAGCAUGAAGGUUCUGUUGCUACCGUUGGCAUCACUGACCAUGCUCAGGGUCAUCUGGGAGAAGUGGUGUUUGUUGAGCUGCCAGAAUCUGGGACUUCAGUCAGUAAAGGAGCCGGCUUUGGAGCAGUGGAGAGUGUGAAGGCCACAAGUGAUGUUAAUUCACCAAUUUCUGGCGAAGUCAUUGAAGUUAAUACCAAGUUGUCAGAAACUCCAGGACUGAUAAAUUCAAGUCCUUACGAAGAUGGUUGGAUGAUCAAGGUGAAACCAAGCAGCCCUGCCGAAUUGGAUUCAUUAAUGGGAUCAAAAGAAUACACCAAGUUCUGUGAAGAAGAGGAUGCUCAUCAUUAGAGCAAUGAAUGAAUGAUAUCUAUCAAGUUUGCGAAUCCAACCUUAACUGUUUUUUUUUCCUCUGUUUUCUUUUACACUUUGAAUAGUAGAAUUUUCUUGUAUGUAUGAUGAACAACAGCAUCAGUAUUUUCAUGCAAUCCCAAUCUUAUAUUGUUUCCUUUA
Molecule: messenger RNA, 705 nt
Organism: Dioscorea cayenensis subsp. rotundata (Guinea yam)
Lineage: Eukaryota; Viridiplantae; Streptophyta; Magnoliopsida; Dioscoreales; Dioscoreaceae
Product: glycine cleavage system H protein 3, mitochondrial-like
Exons: 4
Coding region: 43-543 (166 amino acids)
Biological process (GO): glycine decarboxylation via glycine cleavage system; protein lipoylation
Cellular component (GO): mitochondrion; glycine cleavage complex; cytoplasm
Source: RefSeq, a predicted model, not a curated record